Messenger RNA from Eupeodes corollae, 1967 nucleotides. Its product is annotated as putative ammonium transporter 3. Bases 213 to 1910 code for a protein of 565 amino acids. The transcript has 4 exons. Gene Ontology annotation, biological process: ammonium transmembrane transport; ammonium homeostasis. Gene Ontology annotation, cellular component: membrane. Gene Ontology annotation, molecular function: ammonium channel activity. NCBI's taxonomy places the organism in Eukaryota, Metazoa, Arthropoda, Insecta, Diptera, Syrphidae. The record is from RefSeq and is a predicted model, not a curated record.
AUGGUAAUUGGUUGGUUGCGAUUUGCGAAUAUCUCCAACAAACAAAAAUAACAACAAAACAUUAAACAAAUCCCGAGCUUUAGUUAAAGUUCAGAAUAAAAUAUUUGAAGCUCUGAUAAAGUUGACGGUGCUAACUGGUUAUAGUUAUCGUCGUGGUUUGAACAAGCGAAGCUGCUUUCCGAAGUUAUUCUCCAUUCAAUACUUCUAACAAAAUGACAACAGAGAAUAAUGUAACAGCGGCGAGGACGGAUUCUAUUCUCCAAAAUAGCAGCAGUUAUGUGAUACCGGGAGUUUACGAUAUAAGCGUUGACGAUGCAACAUGGGUGUUAUCUUCAUCUUUUAUUAUUUUUACAAUGCAAACUGGUUUUGGCAUGCUGGAAUCUGGUUGUGUGUCAGUUAAAAAUGAAGCUAACAUAAUGAUGAAAAAUAUCGUCGACAUUGUACUGGGUGGCUUUACUUAUUGGCUCGUUGGAUAUGGAAUAUCGUUUGGAAGAGGAACACUGUCAAAUCCAUUUAUAGCAAUUGGUGACUUUCUAACUGAUCCACCAAUGGGAGAUCCACUUAUGGGUCAAAUUCUGACGGCAUUUCUCUUUCAAUUAUCAUUUGCAACUACGGCGACUACAAUUGUCAGUGGAGCCAUGGCAGAAAGAACUAACUUCAAGGCGUACUGCUUAUACUCUUUACUUAAUCCAAUAAUAUACUGCGUUUCUGCAGGGUGGGUGUGGGGUGAACAUGGAUUCCUAAAUAAUUUAGGAGUUGUUGACAUUGCUGGAAGUGGGCCUGUUCAUUUAAUUGGUGGAGCAUCAGCUUUUGCUGCAGCAGUAAUGCUUGGACCUCGUUUGGGACGAUAUGCCAAAGGAACCGACCCUUUGCCUCUAGGAAGCCCUGUCAACACAAUAUUGGGCCUUUUUCUUCUUUGGUGGGGCUGGUUAGUCUUCAACUCGGGCAGCACGUAUGGAGUGAGUGGUGAAAAGUGGCAAUAUGCUUCGAGAGCUGCCGUCGUUACAAUGUUGGGAUCUUUUGGAGGUGGAAUAGCCAGCGUUGGAUACUCCAUGUUUCGUCAUAGUGGACGUAUCGAUGUAAUUGAUCUUGUCAAUGGAAUUUUGGGUGCUCUCGUUUCGAUCACAGCUGGAUGCUUCCUGUACCGUGCAUGGGAAGCAAUUCUCAUUGGAAGUUUGGGAGCACUAUUGUGUUGCCUGGUUAUGCCAUUGUUUGACAGAUUUCAUGUUGAUGACCCUGUUGGGGCGAGUGCAGUUCAUGGAGUAUGUGGAAUUUGGGGUGUGUUAGCAGUUGGACUGUUUGCUGGUGAUCCAACUCCUUUGGGAACCACCAAAGGCCGGUUGGGAUUAUUUAAAGGUGGAGGUUUUGAUCUUCUUGGCAUCCAAGCAAUUACAGCACUUUGUCUUGCAUGUUGGGGAAUUUGUUCGACAUUCCUAUUGCUCUAUGUUGUAAAUAAAAUUAUUCCAAUAAGAAUGGAUCACGAUGAAGAGCUAGAGGGCGCUGAUUAUGCUGAUCACAGAAUUCAAAACUCCCAAAUUCGUCUUGCUCGAGAAUUGGCUCAGUUCAGAAUGGAUAUUGAAAAGAUUGUCGGAAUUGUACCCAUCAGUGAUGGUGGUCUCAAUAGUACCAAUCUUCAUGAACUCCGAGCUACUGAGGAUAAACUUAAUCAAUGGCAAAUUUAUAUGGAUCGAAGGCAAAGUUCUGCAAUCGAAGAUACUCAAAUGUACCCCAUACCAAAGACGACUAUUGCCGGCAAUCACCUCUCCAAAAGACUGAACUGUUUAAAUGGCAACAGUUCAGACAGAUCGGAACAUAUCGUUAGUAGUGAUGUAGGAGGAGUUUUUAAGGCCAAAAACACAGAAGUGGCAACACUGGGAAGCGAUAAUGUAGCAUUUAAUUCCUCAGAUUAAAGUUAUAGAUUUAUAAGAGAAUUAAAUAAAAUAAUAAGUAAUGUAAGUUAAUAAUUA